Molecule: messenger RNA, 1557 nt
Organism: [Candida] anglica
Lineage: Eukaryota; Fungi; Ascomycota; Pichiomycetes; Serinales; Debaryomycetaceae
Source: the annotation of a GenBank genome assembly
AUGAUUGAUGAAGAAAGUAUAGAAACUCCUGGACUAGAGGUGGUCUCAAUGAGCCAUACACCUGCCAUUUCAAGAUCUUUGAAUGCUCGUCAUAUAACAAUGAUUGCCAUUGGUGGUACUGUUGGUACUGGACUCUUUAUCGGGGUCGCGCAAACGCUCAGAACCGGGCCCGUGACUGCCCUUGUUGCAUAUUUCUUUAUAUCAACCAUUUGUUACUCGGUAGUACAAUCAUUUGGUGAGAUGGUGGUUCAUCUACCGGUAAAUGGAUCAUUAUGUCAAUUCAAUAACCGGUUUCUUUCUCCAAACUUUGGUUCAAGUAUUGGACUUUUGUAUUGGUUUUCAUGGUCCAUGACAUUUGCUCUUGAAUUAUCAAUAGUGGCCCAACUUUUGACUUAUUGGCAGCCUAAAAUAGACAUUGGAUGGUGGAUAAUGGUGGUUUGGACCCUCUUAACAAUAGUAAACUUGCUCCCAAUCCGAUUCUAUGGAGAAAUCGAAUUUGGUGUAUCUGUCUUGAAAGUGGCUGCAAUUAUUAUGUGGCUGUGCUAUGCAACAUAUCUUGUAAGUCAUGAAUCCAUUGGAUUCAAAUAUUGGGAGAAUCCUGGAAUGUGGGGGGAUGGUAUAAUCUAUUCUGACUCCAAUCUCCCCUUAGCUAGAAGCUUGGCUUGGUUAAGCUCGUUAGUCAAUGCUGCAUUCACUUUCCAACUGAUUGAAUCCAUAGCUAUAACAAGUGGUGAUACAGAAAACCCAUCAAAGAAUAUCCCAAGAGCCAUCAAAACAUUAUUCUUCCGUAUCAUAGUCUUUUACAUAGUCACCUUGUUCUUGUUGGGGCUAUUGAUCCCGUAUAAUGAUCAACAUUUAGUACAACAUCCAACUGGUGGUGAUCUGGACCUGUAUAUCAACUCUUCUCCCUUUGUGGUUGCCCUAUCAUUACAUUCAAAUAUCCCCAACAUUACCAAUAUAUUCAAUUUGGUCAUAACCGUGACCAUAAUAUCGGCUGCAAAUUCAAAUAUUUAUCUUGGAUCUCGAUGUCUUUUAGCCCUAGCUGAAACAAAUGUACUUCCAUCAGCAAUUGCUAACCAAAUCGAAAAAACUUCAAGAUUUGGUGGCCCCUACGUGGCAGUUCUUGUCACCUCAAUCUUUGGAGUGUUGGCAUUCUCAGUCAAGUUCAAUUCAGGCACUGUCGUAUUCCAAUGGUUUUUAAAUAUUUGUGCAUCUGCUGGCUUGAUCAUGUGGGCAUGCAUCUGUGCAAGUCAUAUUCGAUUCAUGUCUGCCAUAUCUCUUGAUCAAACGUUCACUCGAGAUAUGUUGGUGUUCAAAGGGGCAUAUAUGCCAUAUGCAGCUUGGUACGCACUUGGAUGUAUUUGCGUAAUUUUAAUUCUUAAUGGGUUCCAAGUUUUUUUCAAUUUUUGCUGGCAAGAUUUUUUAGCAUCAUAUUUAAGUUUGAUCAUUUUUGCGGUCCUUUGGGGUUGGUUCCAGUAUUAUAAUGGUGGUCCUCUAUUGAUUCCUCUUGAUCAAAUUGACUUAUGGACCGGUAGUGAUAAGAUUCAUUUAGAGUAG